Molecule: messenger RNA, 1476 nt
Organism: Pararge aegeria (speckled wood butterfly)
Lineage: Eukaryota; Metazoa; Arthropoda; Insecta; Lepidoptera; Nymphalidae
Gene: P450
Product: farnesoate epoxidase-like
Exons: 9
Coding region: 1-1476 (491 amino acids)
Biological process (GO): xenobiotic metabolic process
Cellular component (GO): cytoplasm; intracellular membrane-bounded organelle
Molecular function (GO): heme binding; iron ion binding; oxidoreductase activity, acting on paired donors, with incorporation or reduction of molecular oxygen, reduced flavin or flavoprotein as one donor, and incorporation of one atom of oxygen
Source: RefSeq, a predicted model, not a curated record
AUGUGGCCUUUACUAAUUUUUAUUUUAUUUUUACUGAUAUGCAAAGAAGCCAUACAAAAACCAGAAUCAUAUCCUCCAGGUCCACCAUUGAUGCCUAUAAUAGGCAACUUGUUCUCACUCUGGUUAAGUUUAAAGAAAUUAAAGUACCAUCACAGUGUUUGGCAAGAGUGGUCAAAGAAAUAUGGGAACAUACUGGGCCUUCGACUUGGUUACACCAACGUUGUUGUUGUUUCUGGUAGAGAUUUAAUUAAAGAGGUGUCUUCUAAAGAUGUUUUUGAUGGAAGACCGAAUGGGUUUUUUUAUUUACUUAGAUCUUUUAAUAAGAAACUUGGAUUAGUAUUUUCGGAUGGAGCAACAUGGCAUAAAACGAGACGCAUGGUUUUAAAAUGCCUUAAAAAUUUUGGAUAUGGUUCGCGAUCCAUGGAAUCUAAUAUUAGCGAGGAAUGUAAAGCCCUGAUUGACCUAAGGAUGGCAGACGCUGGAAUGCCUGUAGUAGUGAACCACAUGUUUGACGUCUGCAUCGUCAAUAUCCUUUGGAAGUUAGUAGCUGGCAGGAGGUACGACUUGACAAAUGAGCAACUAACAAUUUUAUGCGAUCUCAUCACCAGAUCCUUUAAAGUUGUUGAUAUGAGUGGUGGUAUUCUGAAUUUUAUGCCAUUCCUCAGACAUGUUUUUCCAAAUUUAAUUGGAUAUAAUGAGCUUAUUGCUAUCCACGAUUCGCUGUAUGACUUUUUACGAACUACGAUACAAGAACAUCAAAAUACGAUUGAUAUAAAGAAACCAAGAGAUGUUAUAGACAUGUUUUUAAUUGAAAUGAACUCACAGAAGAAUGAAUCUUUUUCUACUGAAGAGCUUCUAGUGAUAUGCCUUGAUCUACUUGAAGCAGGAGUAGAAACUGUUAGUAACACAACAGUGUUUAUGCUUCUUCAUAUAGUAAGAAAUCAAGAAGUCCAGAGAAAAUUGCAGUACGAAAUUGACACCCAAGUUGGAUCUUCUCGACGCCCUACUCUUAGUGACAGAUCUAAGAUGGUAUACACGGAAGCGGUUCUGCUUGAAACACUGCGAAUAUCAAGUGUGGCUGCUGUAGGUAUACCGCACAUGGCACUCGAAGAUGCAAGACUUGGAAACUACACAAUACCAAAGGGCACUUUUGUGCUACUGGCCAUUCACGACCUUCACAACGGAGAACAUUGGAAGGACUCCUUAUCGUUUCGGCCGGAGCGUUUUUUAACAAGAGAAGGGAAUCUGAUUCAAGAUGACUGGCUCAUGCCUUUUGGAAGCGGUAAAAGGAGGUGCAUCGGCGAAGGAUUGGCUCGUUCAGAACUGUUCAUGUUUCUGACACAUUUGUUGCAAAGGUUCAACCUUACAGUGCCUGAAGGUGAUAGUCUUCCAAGUGCAGAUCCAAUUGAUGGAGUUACACUGUCAGCUAAAGAAUUCAAAAUUGUAUUUGAACCUAGAAAUAAUAGUUUUAUGUAA